Aspergillus nidulans FGSC A4 is the source of this 2591-nucleotide messenger RNA. Its product is annotated as asparagine synthetase B family protein. The coding region runs from base 295 to 2376 and encodes 693 amino acids. Gene Ontology annotation, molecular function: asparagine synthase (glutamine-hydrolyzing) activity. The record is from RefSeq and is a predicted model, not a curated record. Gene Ontology annotation, biological process: L-glutamine metabolic process; L-asparagine biosynthetic process. Lineage: Eukaryota; Fungi; Ascomycota; Eurotiomycetes; Eurotiales; Aspergillaceae. The transcript has 8 exons.
CAACUGCUUUUCAAGCUCAGCGAAGUCUCCCAUACAGGAAUCCCUGCGACAUGCUUUAGACUAUUUCUCCUCAAGUCCCCGAGUCCAUAUGAUUGGAAGAAAAUGUAUCAACACGGCAAAAUCGGCAGGCUGCAGGCGUGGAGUUCCUAUAUAGGCAGCACCCUUGCCUGGGCCAAGAAACUACUUAUAUAAGUCCAAUGAAGGCCCAGGACUUGACACGAACAACUGAUUGAUUGAUUUACCUGUCCAUGUCUAGCUGCUCCCGGGAACCUGCUGUUCUUCCUCGAAGCCAUCAUGUGUGGAAUCUCAGCAGUUCUCAGUCUCAGUGAAGGUAGUAUCUGCCCUCAAGCUCUAGCUAGUCAGAUGAAUGAAAGCCUGCAGCUGAUUAAGCACCGUGGUCCUGAUGCAAGAGGCCAGUGGCUCAGCUCAGAUUAUCGUGUGGGCCUUGGACAUGCCCGAUUAUCAGUAAUUGAUCUCAACCCCGCCGGUAACCAGCCUUUCCACGAUCCUGAAGGCACCGUUCAUGCGGUCGUCAACGGAGAAAUAUACGACCACAAGAAGUACCGCGCGAAGCUCGCCCAUCAAUAUGAGUUCAGGAGCAAUAGUGAUUGCGAGAUUGUUACUGCUCUAUAUCGACAUUACGGUAUCUCUUUUCUCAACAAGCUGCGAGGGGAAUUCGCCCUCGUUCUCUGGGACGCAAAACGGAAGCUGUUUCUCGCCGCUCGGGAUCGCUACGGUAUUAAAUCACUGUACUAUACUGUGGUAAACAACAGAUUAUUGGUGGCGACUGAGAUAAAAUCAUUCUUGCCAUUUGGAUGGCAGCCUGAAUGGUCCAUUGAGAAUCUCCUCAGAAAGGGUUGGUUGUGGGACACCGAGAUGUACUUCAAGGGAGUACACCGGUUAGAGCCGGGUCAGUACAUGGUCAGUCAGAACUAUAAAUUCCCAGUGGUGAAGACGUACUGGGAUAUGGACUAUCCAGACAAGAGAACACCUUUCCCACAGACCGAAGAACAGAUAGUCCUCGAGCUUAGAAAACGCAUGCUAGAAUCAGUGAGGCUGCGGCUCCGAGCCGAUGUAGGGGUCGGAUUCUAUCUUAGUGGCGGGCUAGACUCUUCUGCUAUUGCAGGGAUGGCGAAAUACCUUAUACAGCAGGGUGAGCCUCUAGGAAACGACUCUAGUGGAGACAUCUCAAAGAUGAGCUGCUAUACAAUUCGAUUUGGGGAGGGUAGCGGAGUGGAUGAGUCUGGUAUAAAGGAUACCUUUGUCCCGGAAGUGAGCGACCGUCGUCUAACGAAAUCCGAGCUGUACCCUGUGACAUUGACCGAGGAAGAUAUCGCUUCCAGAUUCGAGGAUACAGUUUGGUAUACUGAGACACCAAUCCCAGACGUCAACGGGAUGGGCCGAGUUGCUGUGGGAGAGUUGGCCCAUUCGCAUGGAAAGAAGGUCAUCCUCACAGGAGAGGGCUCAGACGAGCAUUUCGGCGGCUACCCGGAUAUGCUGUCGAAGAUGUUUGUCGAGCCGGACCUCUCAUGGCAUCCACCUCCAUUCAAGAUGCCUAAUAGCUCGAAAGUAUUCGAAGCUGGAAGGGAGGCUGUACCUGCCGCAGUUGAAUCACUAGCGUCAACAAAGCGGAUGCUCAACAAUUCCUCGAUAUUCGCCCGUGUAGACUCAUUCUACAUGUUUCCAUUGGCUUCAGCGACAGUAGAGAGCGAAGAACCUGAUCCAGAAACGGCAUUCGCAGAGAGUCUCGGCGCACAGACUCUUUCUAACAUCUCGGAGAACUGGCACCCUCUGAACUCAGCAAGCUACCAGUGGACCAAAUCCAUCCUUGCAAAUUACAUACUCCGCUACAUAGGAGACGGCGCUGAUAUGGUGUAUCAGAUUGAAACGAGACCCCCUUUCCUAGAUCAUCACGUUACGGAAUAUGCAAACCGUAUACCUCCGAGUCUGAAAAUCCGGUAUGACCCUGUCAAGAAUGACUUGCGGGAGAAAUACAUUCUCCGUGAGGCCAUGAGGCCGUUCAUUACAGACGAGGUCAUGAACCGCACGAAGCGUGCAUACCUGGGCCCUUCAAACUAUAGAGAGGACGGGCCGCUGCAUCGAGUUGUAAAAAGCUUACUCACUGAAGAUAAUGUCAACAAACUCGGGUUUGUGGACUGGGAUCGGUUACAAGAGCAUAUUGUCAAGGGCUUUCGAGACGGCGAUCCGCGUUAUUUCCGCAGCUCGCUCUUUGUGGCUCAGCUCGUGGUCUUGUCGCAACGGUUUGGCGUCAAAGUAGCUACGACGACGGACGCGCUGCCCGUGACAUCUGAGAUUCUAGAUCGUACUCAGAACAACGACAAUAUGACCACAGUCCAGGACAGAAGUCGCCUAUAGCGGCUGCAGAGGUCCGUUUUUGAAACACGUCUCAGCUCUGUUUCUUCAAAAUAUGACCUUGCUAUAAGCGGAUCAUCUUUAGAUCGCUCUUGACAUUCACCUAGCCAGCUAGCCGGGCUUUAGGGAGGCAACAGGAUCUCGUCGCGUCUUUAGAACUAGUCACAUCUCGUGUAGCCUACAUCGUAUGCCGGUCAAGUUUUAGGCUUCAUCUUGAU